This is a messenger RNA of Calypte anna (Anna's hummingbird), 2600 nucleotides long. RefSeq names its product sushi repeat containing protein X-linked 2 (gene SRPX2). The record is from RefSeq and is a predicted model, not a curated record. Lineage: Eukaryota; Metazoa; Chordata; Aves; Apodiformes; Trochilidae. Bases 605 to 1996 code for a protein of 463 amino acids. The transcript has 10 exons.
ACGAACGCCUCUGCCUCCCGGGGGCUGAACUUCAGCUGGAAAACAGACCCCAGCUGGAAAACAGACCCUGGCUGGAAGCGCUUGCUUCCAGACCUGUCUUGAAACCCGCUGUAUGCAGCAAAGUUUCUUCCUCCCUCCCAGUAGGGGGUAGGUGGGAAAAGGGUCCUGGAUUCUGCAGUUUCGCCCUCCUUUGGACCCCCAUUCCCGGAACCCGGCAGGGCUGGCACAGGCUCCACUACACUGUCUCCUGAGUCAAAGCAGCUCCUGGCUCUUCUGCUCACAGGGAAAAAAAUCCGACAACCUUUUAAAGCCUCAGAAAAGCAGGAGGUGCAUUGGAAAACGGGUGAUCCUGGGAUUUAUUAUUUUUGAGAGUCUCAUCAUUUUGGGCCUGACUCACGGCUUUUGAAUGUUUGGGACAGACAGCAGAAGGGAAGAGUAGGUUUGCUCAGCACAGGCACCAGGGUCAGGACUGUGCAGUGACAAGGCGACGGAGGGGGCUGUCGCCCUGUUUCCAGUCCCUCUCCAUCCUCGCCGGGUCUCGCAGCUGCCCCCGGACCUGGCACGACAGGGACGCUGGACAGACCCUGACCCCUGACGCCCCGGCAUGGCGCAGGAUGUAGCCCCGGUCCUGCUGGUUGUCCUCACCAGGUUGGUGUCAUCCACGUGGCACGAAGGUUCUGGCUACUAUGCUGCUGAGAGCCACACCAAUGAAGUGUAUGUGGAAGAGCCCCCCCCAGAGCCUGCCUUGGACUACCGCCGAGUGCCCCAGUGGUGUGCCACACUCAACAUCCACCGUGGAGAGGCCACCUGCUACUCACCUAGGGGAAGCUCCUACCGCAGCAGCCUGGGGACACGCUGCGAGCUGAGCUGUGCCCGUGGGUACCGACUGGUGGGGCCCAGCACUAUCCAGUGCCUGCCCAGUCGCCACUGGUCUGGGAUGGCAUACUGCCGACAAAUCCGGUGCCACGUGCUGCCAGCAGUGCUUCAGGGCUACUAUGUCUGCUCGGAUGGCAUGCAGAUGGAUUCCCGCUGUGACUACACCUGCCUGCCUGGAUACCAGCUGGAGGGUGACCGGAGACGGAUCUGCAUGGAAGAUGGGCGCUGGAGCGGCAGCGACCCAAUCUGUGUAGAUAUGGAGCCUCCCAAGAUCCGCUGCCCAGACUCCCGGGAGCGGAUAGCUGAGCCGGGCAAGCUGACUGCCACCAUCUACUGGGACCCACCUCGUGUGAGGGACUCUGCUGAUGGCAUCAUCAAAAGGGUGUUGCUGCGGGGUCCGGAGCCCGGCUCCGAAUUCCCUGAGGGGGAGCAUGUGAUCCGCUACACUGCCCAUGACCAGGCCUACAACAGAGCCAGCUGCAAGUUCAUCAUCCGUGUCCAAGUCAGGCGCUGCCCUGUCCUGAAGCCCCCGCAGAAUGGCCACCUGUCCUGCACCUCUGAUGGCAACAACUACGGUGCCACCUGCGAGUACCUGUGUGAGGGGGGCUACGAGCUCCAGGGCACCUCCCUGAGGGUCUGCCAGUCCACCCAGCAGUGGACGGGCUCCCAACCCCUCUGUGCACCCAUGCAGAUCAACACAGCUGUGAACUCAGCUGCCAGCCUGCUGGAUCAGUUCCACGAGAAACGCCGCCUCCUUGUCAUCUCGGCCCCUGACCCCUCCAACCGCUACUACAAGAUGCAGAUGUCCAUGCUGCAGCAAACUGCCUGCGGGCUGGAUCUGCGUCAUGUCACCAUCAUCGAGCUGGUGGGGCAGCCACCACACGAGGUGGGACGCAUCAGGGAGCACCAGCUGUCCUUUAGCCUGAUUGAGGAACUCAGGCAGUUCCUGCGCCUCACCCGUGCCCACUUCAACGCGGUGCUGCUGGACAAGGCGGGCACCGACAGGGAGCGCUACAUCUCCCCUGUCAACCCCGAUGAGCUCUUCGUCUUCAUCGACACGCACCUGCUGGGAGAGAGGGAGGCAGCGCAGCGGGAGCAGAGCGGGGACCCCUGCGAGUGAGGCAGUGCCGGGGAGACCCCCCCCUCUCUGCCACCACCAACCUCCCAAUGGACACCUUCCUUUUUGCUUUUCUAGUCGCCCACUCUAGAGGAGGACCAGGGAGCUGAGGACAUCCAGGGGAAGGGGAGCCCCACUCCAGCCCCUCUGGCACAGUGGGGACAGGGGCCAUGUGCAGCAGUGUCCCCGCUACCCAGCAGCCAGCUGUGGGGUGGGAUGGCUCAGCCCAACCAGGAUCACAGCAGGAGCCACAAGAGCAUCACUGCCAGACCCCAGGGCAGAGGUGAGACAGGGAUUCAGAUGAGAGCAGAGUGGACAUGGCAGGCAGGGCGACAGCAUCUAAUGUAGCAGCUUCACCCUCACUGCAGCCAUCCUCACCCCCUGCACAACCUAAACCCUCCUACUCUGGCACUGCUGCCAGGGCCCUGCCCCAGCUGCCAGAAAGCCUUUAGUAAAAGCUAACAGCCAGUGAACAGCCCACCCUGAGAGCUCACCCUCCCCACCCUACCCUUCACCUCCCCUUCCACCAGCUAUGGGGCAACCCUUCCUGGGAUCUGUUUUGGCAGUAGAAUAUUAACUCAAAUUAAAGAUAUUUGUAUAAAAGUCA